AUGGAGAUUAGGAGGUACCAAAAGACCACGGACCUCCUCACCUCCUCACCCCCUCUCCCUCACCCGCCUCCCCUUCCUUUCCAUUUCCAUCUAUUGCGUUCGUCUUACCUUGCUCCACCAGGCAUCAAGCGCAAGCCGCACCGCUACCGGCCGGGAACUGUGGCACUAAUGGAGAUUAGGAGGUUCCAGAAGACCACGGACCUUCUCAUUCGCAAGCUGCCGUUCAUGCGACUUUGCAAGGAGAUCUCUCACACGCUCACCACGAUGGACGUGCGAUGGACCGCUGACGCCGUUCUUGGGCUGCAAGAGGCAGCAGAGGCCUACCUGGUGAGCUUGUUUGAAGACGGAAUUCUGCUCGCCAUUCACUCCAAAAGAGUUACUUUAACUUACACUUCACUGCUUAUAACCCCUUCCUCCCCUCUCCUCCCACUCCUCCCUCCUCUCGCCCUCCUCCCUCCCUCCCCUUCUCGCCCCCCACUUUCUCCCCCCCCCGCCUCCCCCCUCCUCCCGUCCUCCUCCCUCCCUCCCUCUCUCCUCCCCCACCCCACAUCUGUGGUGCCAGUGAUUCGAGACAUCCAACUGGCCGAUGCCCAUUGCACUUGA
Molecule: messenger RNA, 603 nt
Organism: Closterium sp. Naga37s-1
Lineage: Eukaryota; Viridiplantae; Streptophyta; Zygnematophyceae; Desmidiales; Closteriaceae
Source: the annotation of a GenBank genome assembly